Molecule: messenger RNA, 973 nt
Organism: Drosophila nasuta
Lineage: Eukaryota; Metazoa; Arthropoda; Insecta; Diptera; Drosophilidae
Exons: 2
Coding region: 287-904 (205 amino acids)
Biological process (GO): regulation of transcription by RNA polymerase II
Cellular component (GO): transcription regulator complex; nucleus
Source: RefSeq, a predicted model, not a curated record
AUCAAAAGCCAACGCUGCGAAUGUGUAAUAUGGAUUCCACUCGAAAUCACUCAAAUCCUCAAAACACAAACUGCUGUUCCGAUUCCAUUUGUUUCUAUGCUUUGCUGUUUAGGCAUUCAAUUCGCCUGCUCGUUCGCACACACAGCGAAAGCAUUAAAACAUGUUGUUGUUCCAGUCACACUUAUAAGGCAAGGCAAACAAAACAAAACGAAAAGAAAACAAAGCAGAAAAACAUGUUUUGCUCUCGCACUUGCCGUAGUUGGUGUGUGAGUGAAGUUGUUGCAACAUGGAUCUGGACGCGGAACAAUUAAUCUUUUUGAUUGAGUCAAGAAAACCCAUAUAUAAUUACAAAAGCAAGGAUCAUGCAAAUAAAGAAAUAACCGACAAGCUAUGGCGACAAAUCGCAAAGGAAAUGAAUUGUGAAGUAUCCGAUUGUAAAAGUAAAUGGACUGUUUUACGUAAUUCGUAUGCCAGAUAUUUGCGAGAUGAGCGACAUGGCUUGAGACUGAACUUGAGUGGAAGGCGAAAAAAGAAAUGGUAUUUAGCUGAUUCUAUGGCUUUCCUAAAGGACUAUGUGCAUCAACAGCAUCCCGUUGCCGCCUUGGAUAGCCAAGAUACAAGUAGCAUAAGUUCUGAAUCAAAAAUGCGCUCAUCCAGAACAUUCGCAGUGUCAACUAAAAAGAUCAAGACGGAAAUGGUUAAAUCAUCGAGUGAAUCCUUUCAGCCAAUGGCAAAGGAAACAACAACGGAGUCUUCCAGUGGUUUGUUUUUCAAAAGUCUAUUGAUGGACUACGAUCAAUUAAGUAGUAAACAGCAACGUUCGUUUAGAUUAGCAAUGUUGACAAAAAUGAACGAGUUGCAAGAGGAGGCUGAGAAUGAAACUGAAGUUGAUUGGCAGGAUUGAAUGAAAGUAUUAGAGCUUUGUAAAAGUGGAGUUUGUUAUAAUGUGAAGUUUCAAUUUUCUUAUCAUACA